AUAUUUAGCCAAAUGCCUUUUAAAAAAGCCAUUCUAUAAAUGUCAUACUGUUGCAAUAUACACAAACUGCACAUUUCUACACCUAUUAUUGUUGCAUAAUGCGAUUUCCAUCAACGAUAGUAAUAACAACAACGACAAUAACUCACCCAAUGUUAGCACACUGGAGGGCAAAAAUGGUUACUAAUGAUUACUCAUAAUUUGCUUGGGAAAUGUGAGUGUAGGAAAUGUCAUAUGUGCACAUUAAAGCAUCCCCACAACAGCCAUUCAACUACCACUGCAGCAGCAAAGCAGCACAACCCCAGGCUAAUUUGUGCCACCACUUCUCACAUCCUGUCACCUUUUAUUGAACAUGUAGGAGCAUGCUCAGAUGCCCCCCCACUCCCUACAGCCCUGCUGAUCCCACUAACUUCUGACCUCUGACCUCUCUCCCAUGGAGUUUAACCAUGGAGACGGACAACCCUCGUAGCCUUUCUCUCCAAAAGACGUGUGUAUACUUUAACCCACCUUCUCUGUGUAUCUCCCUGUAUUUGCUUGUGUGAACUGAAAUCUGCAAGUUGUUGUUGUUGUUGUUGCUGUUGUUGUGGAGGGUUGACCGUUAAACCAGGUGCCAGUGUUCACCUGUGGUUUACAUCUAUCCGUGGCUUCUCUCUGAUCCCCAUUAACCUAAUAUCUAAUGUGUACUGCACUAACAUUGUGGCACCUGAAUGUGUCUUCUGCCUAUCACAUUGCGAGUAAAGGUAACAGUGCUUUUACGUGAUGAAAUAAAAGUCAUUUUUUCACUCACUUGACACUUGAAUCCAAUAAAGCAGCAGCAAGGUCAUACCUAUCUCCCUCUGGGCACCAAGAGGACUCUCUAAGCUUAGACAUCCUGCUGCCAGGCAUCUGUCUGAUAAACUGUCUAAUAACUGGUCAUCUUUAAUAGACCUAGCUGUUGAGGACUGUGUGUUAAAUUGCCUGGAGAAAGGAGGCAGCGGUGUGCUUAUGAGCGCGAUGGAUAUAUGGAUUACUGUCUGAAAACUCUGCCUGAAGAUGAUGACUGCUGACCUCUAGAAACCAGCUUUAGAUGUGAGUGGUUGUGUUUUGAGUUCAUUUUUCAACAACCCUCAAGGUUGUCUAUCACCUUUCAGGAAGCCUUGUCUUGAAUGUGUCAAGUUCCUCCUCUGUCCAAUGCUUUAAAAUAAAAACAAAAACAAAACAGAUUAACUUUUCACUAAAAUGAACAAUUUGAUCAGCAGUGUGUGAGUGCGUAAAAACACUGACAUGCAAGUAAAAAAUCGUAAAAUAAGACGUCGUUAUGAGCUUGAAUAUUAUAUUUCUAAGUCGGAGACGGAGCGGUCGACCUCCUGACUCCAGCCAAUAAAAUUCUGCUAAAGCCAAGAGACAGCUGGGAAAUCAUUUCCUGUUUGAGAUUCUCUUGAGAUCAGCAGCUUUCAAUCUCUGUAACGACACUGGGCCUCAUUUAUCAAACAGGUUACGAACCCUGCACGAUCAAUCUCCAUAUUUAAGGACUUAUUGGAUUGAAGGUUCAGUUCUACAAUUUUUCAAUACUGAACUUAUAUAUUUGAUGACAGCAACAGUCAUGACACAGUCUUGCCAAAAUGAUCAAGAACUGACAUAAACCAUUUUUUAAAUGCAGGCAUCAAGUUCUGUGAAUUAUAUUUACUGUAUAUUAGAUUUUAUUUUAUCAAUCUGAUAACUUUGAGGUGAAAAACAGCAAAAGAUUACAUGGCUAUAAUUCUUUUGGAAAUUGCUUCUACUGCCAGUGAAGUUCAGUGAGAAGUGGGAUGGAUUUCUGAAUGCUUUAUUCCUGUAAAUGCUCUAGGUGAUUCAUAGUGCCAUUUGCGUAUGUGUUCGCACUUUUAAUAAAGAGUAAAGACAUUCACCUUGUGCCUGGCUCGAUAAAUGAGGCCCAUGUCUCCUGUGUUGACCGUUGCUUCAGCAGUGUCAUCCAUGUUGCUGUUGUGAUUGAUGACUUACACGCAUGCACUGUCAGGUCAAUUGGUCAGAAUUAAAUGUGAAAGGUGACCUUCAAGGGGACAUGAUGCAAGUGUAGCACACCACCACCACCACCACCACCGCCACUCCCGAUCCUGUGCGCACACACCAGACAACAACAUCUUCUGUGCCUCCUAUUUUGUGUCUCCUAGAGCAGGAACACUAUGCAUAUUAAUGAAUUUAGUCAUGUCACCAGAGGGCACUACUGUGCUUUAUUUUUGAUCAUCACUGCUUUCAGAGAAGACAUGACAUUUAAAAUCCAAAUCCACCUUUGAGAGGAAAUCUGAGACAAACACUGGUCUUAAGUAUGAACACUUAUUAAUUCCUGUACCUUGCUCCAUUUUUGGAGGUCGAUAUGAUUAGAUUGCCCUUAUGAUCCUUUCUACUGUGUGGUGCUGGUAUUUCACUACUUCCUGUUGACUCCUAUUAAUGCUAAGUGGUGAUCAGAUGACAGGCACAUCUUUAAGAAAGGAAAUAUUACAUAUUAAGAUCUAAAGAUAGAGUGUAAUUGAUGUUUUCCAGGAACAAAUGCACUUGUAUUUAACCAAAUGUUUCUUUGGAUGACUUCCCAAAUGAGUCCAUUAUUUGCCAGAGUAUUUGUACAAGCAGUCCUCCUGUUACUCUAAGGUGCUGCCUUUGAACUGCACAGUGAAGUAGCACAUUUCAAGCCCCAAAUACCCAAACGAAUGAGAGAAUGAAAACUAAAUAACCAGCAUCUGCACACUGUUGCCGCUAGUGAAUGCUGGCAGCUGUAGUAUUGGUCCUCCAGGCCCAAAGGAGUGACCUCUUGCUGGUUUUCCACCCUCCACAGGCUCACUUUCUCCUCCUCUACCUCUUCUUCCCUGCUCUCCUCUCCCCAUCCCUCUCUCCCUCCACACUGGACUGCAGACCUUUUCAUCCACCUGCCUCUCACGUGGCCUGGAAAACUAGCCGUACCCCCUCACACACUCUACUGAUCUGAUUCACUUCCUUAGCCAUGUGGUUGCUCAAUCUAUUUUCCUGUGUGUGUGUUUGUGUCUGUCUUUCUCACACUCUUUGGUCUUUUUCUCCUCUGCCUGUCGUUAUUCUCCCUCUUCUAUACCCUCUGUUUGCUGUGGGACCUCCGCACCCUGUCUCUGUCUCUUAGUGGGGCAGUUUCAGGGGGUCAGAAGGGGGCAGCAACUGGGCAUGGGGAUAAUGGGGGGGGUCCUUAUCGCAGUGACAGCGUGAAGAGCAUGGUGACAGAGGGAGUGAAGGCCGGGAGGUGGCAGACCGUCCAGGGCCACAUGCAGUCCGGAGGAUUGCGAUCCAGCGACUUUGGGGAUCCAGUCUUGUCCUAUGCAUCCACUUUGGAGCACAUCCCCUCUGGGCCGACCCGGCCCCGGACACUGCUGCGCCAGCAGAGCCUUCAGCAGCCCCUCAUCCGCCCAUCAGGCCCUGGCCUCGGUCAUCCCACCACAUCCCAGAGCUUGGGACAAUUACACACUGCACCUGGACAGCCUGGGGGAGGCGGGGGUGCUGGGAGAGGAGAGGGAGGUAGCAGCAGUGGUGAGGGUGGGGGUGCAGGUACACGAGGCGGUCCCCGGAGUGCACGGGGCAGCCCAGCUGGAGCAGGUGCCUCUCGCUAUAGGGGAGGUGGAGCAGGAGGGCGCUCACGUGCAAGUCCUGGCAGCUGGGACUACAUGAUGGAGCAGAUGCGGAAUCGCGGCCUGGACGUCAAGUCCUUCCUUGAAGGGAAGAUGGUGGUCCUGGCUUUGGCCAUUGGUGUGGCAGAGCAAGAUGACUUUGCCAAUAUCCCUGACCUGCAGGAAACAGCUCAGGCAGCACCACCAGCCAAUCAGGAGCCCCCUCCUGAGAAGAGGGGCAACAAGCCAGCUAACAGCCCCAAGGGCCAACCCCCUGAUGCUGAUGGCCACUCCUCUGUAACUGACUUGGCCAACUCUCUCACAGGAGACAUGGUGAUGCUGUCUCCCGGCUCAGAGGAUGAUGACGGUGAAGGGCCUAUCAGCGAGAAGCUGGGUCGGAUCCAGUUCAGCAUAGGCUACAGCUUCCAGAACACAACCCUUACCGUCAAAGUGUUAAGAGGCCAGGACCUCCCUGCCAAAGACUUCUCUGGCACCUCGGACCCUUUCGUCAAAAUCUACCUGCUGCCCGACAAGAAGCACAAGCUGGAGACCAAGGUCAAGAGGAAGAACCUCAACCCCCACUGGAACGAAACCUUCCUGUUUGAGGGCUUCCCCUAUGAGAAAGUGAGAGAGCGCACUCUAUACCUUCAGGUGCUGGACUAUGACCGCUUCAGCAGGAAUGACCCCAUUGGAGAGGUGUCAAUCCCCCUUAACAAGGUGGAACUGGGCCAGAUAAAGACCUUCUGGAAGGAGCUCAAGCCCUGCAGUGAUGGCAGUGGGAGAAGAGGAGACCUGCUGGUGUCGCUCUGUUAUAAUCCCACUGCCAACACCAUCACUGUGAACAUCAUCAAAGCACGCAAUCUCAAAGCCAUGGAUAUUGGGGGAACCUCAGAUCCAUAUGUGAAAGUGUGGCUGAUGCACAAGGACAAGCGUGUGGAGAAGAAGAAGACAGUAACAAUGAAGCGCUGUCUGAACCCUGUCUUCAACGAAUCCUUCCCCUUCGAUGUGCCCGCCCAUGUGCUGAGGGAGACCACCAUCAUCAUCACUGUCAUGGACAAGGACAGGCUCAGCCGCAACGACGUUAUUGGCAAGAUCUACCUAUCAUGGAAGAGUGGACCAGCCGAGGUGAAACACUGGAAAGACAUGCUCGCUCGGCCGCGUACUAACGUCGCCCAGUGGCACGCUCUCAAGGCCUGAUCGCACCGCCCAGCUCCCUCCGUGGCCCCUUCCUGUCUCCUAUUCCCCCCCUCCUCCCACUCCCAUUCUUAUGCACAAGACUGACUUGCUGCCAGGCUGCGAAACACGGGUACAAUUAGCCAUCUGCUCUCUUAAACCUUUAAACUCUUUUCUCUUUCCUUUCAAAAUCUCUCUGACUCCCCUCUCUUCUCCUGUUUCCUCCUCUUCAUGCGGCCGUGUCUUAAUUUCUGUGUCUCCCCACUUUGCCGAUGGUCCCCCUGUUUCUGACUGUCUGUAUGUCUGUCUGUCCUUAUGCACCUUGCCUGUGGAGGUCUGAUGUUCAGUUUCUUUGUGGACCCCUUGGUUCUGAACAGCACGGCAGCCCCUGACCCAUUUAAGGUGCCAGUCCCGUGGGAUCACAGAGAAUCUUAAGUAAUGAUCUAAUCUCAUAUAAUCCUAUUGUAUGACUAUUCCAGGUACACAAUACUAUACAGUAUCUACUGUAAGUACAUGUACAUAUUAAUAUAUUAGGUGUAUAGAUCGGCAGAACUCCCCCUAUACACAUGAGUUGUAUACAGUAUGUUAUCCAUAGCCUAUCUGCUGUUCCCCAUCUCACCCGUCUGUUCAUUUGUCGCCUCGUCCUUCUCAUCUGUCUCAAGUGUAUCAUUUCCUCUCCCCAUUUCAGUCCUCCCUCCCUUUACUCAAAAGUGGUUUAAUGUUCAGAUGAAGUUGUUGAAAGCAAUCAAUACACGGUUUUGCAAUGAAACCAGCUGAACUCAAGAUGGAAUUGUUGAUACUGCUGUCUCUUCACUCUCUCUUCUUUUUUCUUCUUCUUCUCUUUGUCCCCUCUUUCCCUCCCUCUGGCACAUUAUUAGUGAACCCCCUCCACUCUCUGGACCCCCCACCCCCACCCCCUUGUCGUCUGUGUGCUGUGGGUGCUGUGCUGUAGCUCCGACAAAAAUAGAGAUUUAAAAAAAAGUAAAUAAAUAAACUGAACUUUCCAAAACUGGGAAAGCAGGAAGACAAUAAACUUGUGAAAUGGACCGUUCCUGAAUUUUCCAGACAAAAGCCCUGAUCCGGAGAGAGAAAAAAGAAGAUGAAAUAAAACAAAUAGACAAAUCCCCACCUACCCCCCGUGAUAAGAUGAUGUCAUUUUUCACAGCAUCACCAAUGAGACCAAUUAAAAAUAUUCUUCCAAUGUUAAGAUGAUAAAGGAAUCACAAAGCAGAGUUUCCGCUGUUUGUACACAUGCAUUUGGUUGUGUGUGCACAAUUCUGUCUGUUUAUGGAUGCCAUGAAUCCUUUGUGCUGCCCUGUGUCCUUGUUUUGUGCAGACGGAGGUCGACCUCCAUCAGUUUUGACUGUAUGGUGUACUGCGCUAAUGUGUGCCUGUUGCUGUUUGUGUGUGAGUGUGUGUGUGUGUGUGUGUGUGUUCACAGGAGCAACACAAUUCAGACCCGGCAGAAAUCUUCUUCUAUUUUCUCUUUCUUAUCUCGCCGUCUUCUUGCUCUUCUUACUGCCAUUGUUUCCCCAUCCUCCUUUACUGCCCUGCCUUCCAAACGGGGGCACAGGGAAGUUCUAUCUGCACUUUUUUGAAAAUGUAAUAACAAUAAUAAUGAUGACGAUAGUUUUGAUGAUGAUUAUGGUACUGGUGAAAAUUAAGGGAGGAGUAUCUGAAAGGGUGAGCAGCAGUUAGGGAGAGGAGACGUCUGCUGUCUGAUUUCAGGGUUUGGAGACAAAGUGGAGGACAUAGAGGAUGGAUGCAGGGCUCUCAUCCUCCUCUUUUUGUUCCCCUUUUUUCCUCCUGUGUGUUUGUGUCUGUGCUUUUGCAUAACAGCUACCAGAGUCCUGGUGGCAGGCUGCUAGUGUCUGAAAUGUCAGGCUUGGAUGGAGAGAUCAGACUCAUCUGCUUGUCAUAUGGAGGCCGCCCAGCACAACACUGCUAUUACGCAGUGUAUUGAUCAACAGCCACCACAGUCAGAACUCUAACAAAGAGUCCAUGAUGCUGAACAACAGGCGCAUAUCUACGAACAGCAAGACAGAUGUGCACGUUGGCUUUCACACUGAAAGAAACAUGAGAUAACAAGGCUGAGUUUUUGUUGUUCACAGGAACUAUGAACAAUUGUGUGUCGCAGACAGUGGGUGUGAUAUUAGAUGAUGGUCUGAUCUGCCACUGUGAGAUACUAUAGAAGCAGAUUAGACAUUAUCUCUUCCCUGAGUGCUUGAGAGCACCACAGAGUGUACUGCUAGCUGCUCCGUUUGUCAGGCACAUUCAGCUCAGCUCGAUAUUUCUGUGGCGUAAAUAAAACAGUCAUGGAGCUGCAAUGUGGUCACUGUCAGCCAUUAAGAAUUGCUCAUACAGACUCUUACUCUCACUGUACUCUCUACUGUAGCUGUCUGUUGUUCCAUUCACAAAGUCCUGUGAAGCAUUAUCCUGUCAGCGACUCAGGGUUUGUUUUAGUGGUGCAGCCUCUAAAUGAGGAUCUGCCUUUCAAAUGUCUGGUUAGACCAGCUUAGCUGGCAAACAUAAUCACUUGUGGGAUUUUUUUUUUUUUUUUUGGUUGAAGCAUCUCAGCUUCUUUUAAUGCAACAUUUUUGGUUCUUACUAACUCUGGCCCCAUUAAAAUCCUUGCCUAACAAGCUGUGGGCUCUGCAGUGGAUUUUUUUCUCUCUCAUCAUGACAGAAGCUUAUGCUGAUCACCGCUGCAGUCUGAUGGUCAGCACCAGGUUAGUCCUCAUCUUCUGUUUCUGUUAGCUGGUGUGGGCAGGACGUUGUGUAUUGCCAGUGUGUUCUGGGCAGUAUGUGAGACUCGGUGCUGGCUACUGUGAUGCGCUGAUCCAGUCCAGCAUCCCUCAGAACAAUUGGCCAGCCGUGGAACAGGGCCCACUGUUUUGACAGCCACUGCCUGCAGUGUCACAGCACAUUACACUCCCAUUAGGUGGUCAGAAAGGAGCAAUAUCUCCUUCCUCGGACCCGGGAGAGCCACUAUUUGCAGAGGUAAUACUCACUAAGAAUAAUACAAAACACGGAGCGCUCUCAUUAGUAACUAUGAAGACGAUGGACCAGCAUAACUCAUCAAUCAGAAUGAGGUAUGUAAUCAGUAAGCGAUCGCCGCUGAAGCUGUGAAAACCAAACAUGGUUUGAAUACGCAGGUGUGCAGGUGAUGAGUCAACACAAUACCUCCGCCAGUUCCUUUCACCAAGAUUACAUGUUGCUCAAUGAGUGAUAAAUUGCUGCGCUACAGGGGUUUACGAAGCUUAGUCAUCAGUGACCCCGUAAACUGGAGGAUAUGGCUUUAUUUUUAGAAACAUGAGGCACAGUGUGAUGUGGCUGAUCCUCGAAGGUAGACUGGAGGCUGCAGGGCUACAGAGUUAGGCUUUUAAAUCCGGAAAACCAGAGUGCUUUUGCAUACAGACUUCUACUUAAAUGUAAAUCCAGUGCAGGAUAUUUUCUAUUUUUAAAAGUUUGCUCUCAGAUAGGAUGGUCAUCAGAUAAUUAGCCAGUGAUAACCUUACGGGAAAGGCAGGAGGGUACUGAGGUAAAUGCGUAUUUUAUUAGGUAGUUUAGAAAACAUGUUUCUUUAUGUCAUUUUUAUAUUAAGUUUACACUGGCUUUUUAUCUUCUACGUUUAGGGUCAUACAGACCUACUUCAGUGUAUGUAAAAACAGUAAUAGCUGCAAAAGCUACAAUUUUUUGCUGUCAUUUUUAAUGCAGCUAAUUGAUAUUUUUAUAUCAAGGAAUUAAAUAAUGUGAAAACAAUGUGAGCGUCAAAGCAAGUUUCACUGAGACAUUGAGACUAAAAAUAGAGCAAAAAAGAGCGUGAAUAUUGAUCUUGGAUUGACCAGGUGAUUAGAAACUCCAUGUCAGUGUUUUGUAUGUUAUGUGCAGUUCUGAAUAUUUUUCUUGUAAGUUGGCUUUUCCCUCAUAAACUGAGUUUGGAUAUUUGACAAAAGUGACAAAAGAAAAGACCAUAAAGCCUUGUUGCAACAGCAAAGCAUUGAAUAUUUCAUGUUUUAUGUGUAAUAUUGAUUCUACAUAAACAGAUGUAUUAAUUUUAGUCACACAAGUAAAACAUCAUUUUAUGCGGUUGUCUUCUGAAACACGUUGGUUCAAAAGUUCAAAAUCAAGUUUAUCAGCAACAAUUUUAGGAAAAGUCAUUACAGGAACAUCAGGGUUAAAGGAAGAAGUGGCCACUUAAAAACUCUACAUAUGCAAAUAUUAAUUCAGCAUUUCAGUCACUCACAUUUUUCUUGAUUUAUCUAAAUUUAAACUGGCUAUGUAUGCUCAAGGUCACAUAGUUAAAAUAGUAAGAAAAAGGUGUGAAUUCAUUGAUAAGGUUAAAGUUAUUUACUUGGGGAAACGCAACACACUGACAUGCUUUUCAUCACAGGGUAGACAGUUGCACACUCCAUAAAAUAACCAGGAGUCUCAAACAUUAUGUUCUCUCAUUGCCAGCAGUCAAACAGCAGCACCAUUAAAAUGGAUGGUAAGCUCAGAGCCAAACAGUAUAAAGACGAAAGCAAUUUCCAGAUCCCAGUUUUAUUACACUGCCACCUGUCUCACACUUCUAAACGUAUUGCGUUUUGUUGGCACCAGCACUAUCAGCAAUGACCUUCAGCGAUCCUCAGCUCGUGAAUACAGCAUAGCAGUGUUGCACUCGGCGUACCUGCUCUGCUUGUGUUUGGCCUCAGUUCUGUCUUUCAUCAGGGUUUUAUUCCCCGGUGAAGCCAACUGGUUGGUGCAGGUGUGGAGAAUUACUGUUUGAUUGAAAAGGUUAAUUCAAGAUGGUAGACACAGCCAACACUGCCCACAACUUUGCCAGUGAGUUAAUACUCUUGAAAUGGGCUUUUGAGUAAUGACAAUUUUACAUAGUUUAUUUAUUGUUUCUGUAGUUAUAGUGGUAUAGUGGUUUCAAUUAUUAUUUAGGUUUUUCUGCAUGUUUCUUUAGCAUUGAGUUUUCAGCCACACCAGUGUUGUGGCUCUGGGGAAGUCACUUCGUCAUUUGGAACCAAGUGAAAUAUCUCAGCAACCUUUGGAUUAAAUUUUGUACAGCUAUUCCAGUUUUAAUAACUUUGGUGAUCCCCAGAUUUUUCCUCUCACACCAACACGACAUUCUUUCAAGGCUUUUAGUGAAAUGUAUUCAACAGCUGUUUGAUGGACUCCCGUUCAUUUUUUGUGCAGACAUUCAUGUCCCCCUGAGGAUGAAUUGUAAUAACUUUGGGAUAGGACAAAGCUUUGAUUUGUCCAAGACUUUGACCAAACUACCUUCAAAACUUCUGACAUUCCUAACAGCCUUAGCUAUACUUUUAGUGCUAAUUAACAAGUGUUUUUCUGAGGUGGUGACCACGGGCUGAAGUCACCCCCUCAUUCACUCACUCACUUCUCCCUGUAUAACACUAGUGACACGCAAUGGCAAGCAGUAAAUUGGUAUUUCAGACACUAAUCAUAAUAUUGCUCCCUUAUUUGAACUUGUUGGGUUGCACAGGUACAACACACUCCAUUUUGUAAUUGUUAGCAUAGAGUAGUAAUCACACCACAGACCUGUGCUUUUUUAGUUUAGCUUUUAAGCCCACCACAGUAUAUAAUGGAUAAAUUUAAACACUCAAAAUACCGGCACACUCUGUAAAUAUAGUGUGCUAUCUCGUGAUUGCAGGGUAAUUUCCCACACAGACAUAGUGAACAUUAUACGUGCUGAACAUUAGCAUGUUAGUAUGUUAGCGUGCUGACAUUUAGCUCGCAACCUUGCCGUGCCUCAGUAGAGCCUCACAGAGAGGCUAGCGUGACUGCAGACUUGUUAUUAGUCUGUCCAGCCAGUUAUAGUGAAAGAGGAGAUCCAUGUCCUGGGCCUUCAUCUUCUCUAAGAUGUUUAUUCAUGGGUGCCCCCCCCCCCCAAAUUUAUCAUUGUCACCAGCAGCCUACCCUUCUCUGUUUACUUUCUAAAUAACUGAAAGCUUUAUUGGCUGAAGGGGUCACACCUGUUUGCCAAGGGAUUAGCAAGAUAUUCUUCUGAGCCUGAUGAUAUUGUUUGUCCUUGUCAUACUCUCAGUCCCUUCCUUAUCCUGCGACGCAAGUUUUCCUUGAUGGAUAUGGCUUUCUUAAGAGGAGCGUCAAUGACUCACUCUGCUGGAAAGGUGCCUGCUUCGCUGUAGUUUGUGCAGUAUUAAAUUAAGGGUACACUGUGCUUUACGUCUUGGAGAACUUUAGGUGUGUAUGUGUGUGUGUGGAUUAAAAUCAGGCUUCAGUAAACUCAUCCUGGAGGGACUGCAGUUGAUCCUUUAUUCUGCUGAAUCAUAUGACGGCUGAGUCAGCCCAGAAGUCUUCUGUGGUCCCCUUUGUCUUUUGUCCAGUGAAGCCCUGUGUUAGUCUCGCCCUGCACAGACAGACCUCGCCUCCCCUAACUCACCCUUUCAAUUGUUUUAAGCAUCUGGUGAAAACCAAUGUGACUUCUCUCAGUCAGGGUUCGAGUAAGCAUUAUUUGAAUGGUAACGAAAUGAAUAUGAAAAACAAUAUUGAGUAAUAAUAUAUUUUUUCUUUCUGUUCACAUUUGACUGUUGGUCAGUGUGUAUGUAUGUGUGUGCUUGGUGUUCUUGUGUUGGGUUUAUUUCUUUACAAAAACGUGAUAAGAAAAAUCCUUCUGUUUUUGAAGACUUUAUGUAAAUAUUGUUGGUGAAAAUUAACAUUUGUUGUAUGCCAAGUUUUCAUUUGUCACUUGAAAUGAUGAAGAAAACAAUGAUAUUCAUGAAAAACAGUGGUGAUGUUGAUGAUGCUGAAGCUGAUUAUACUUGCCCUUCUUGAAUAAGGGCUUUUGAUGUCUGCUGUAUUUUUGUUGGAGGUGUUGUGAGGUCAGGGCAAGAUAAACAAAGGGAGGGAGUGAUACCCAACACGUCCCGGGUCCACUGUAGCAACACUGCCACAUAACCUUUUACCCCCAAACACACCACCAGGACGUACACAGAGUGAUGUGUGGCACAAAUUGUAGUCUGUGUUUGUUAUGCCAUAACACAUCUCUGUAUAUUUAUCACAAACAUGAAACACAGAGAGCUUAUUGGCUGAGUAAGAGGACUGUUCGCCUCCCUGUGGAGUCAGUCUGCCCCGGUCGCUUGGCAUCACGUCUCACCCUGUCUGCUUAUGGGCUUGGGGAUUUACUGUAAUGCCAUUGUGUUAGACAGGAUUGGCCCUGUACUGACACUGAUGAUGCCUUCCACAUUGAAUUUAGAGUCAUUAUUGCUCUGCUGGAGGCCAUACAUGGGGAUAGAGCAUGUAUGGAGGAGUGAAUGGAUUUCAAGAGGAAGGACAUACACCUUCAGCCUGACCCUGUGACGAUAAUUAGCGCGCUUGUGAUUCAACCUCUUAUUUGGGGUAAGCCUCAUGAUUAAGCACAACUGACUGCUGUGAACUUGCCUCCUGCCUAUUCAGAUAUUUGUAAGAACUCUCAAAACUCCAGCAAGAAAACCCCAGGAUUAGAGCAUGAGCCAAACUAUAAACGGCCGCAUGGCAGACACAGCGGAAACUAGGCUACUUAAUCAUUCCCAAAAAGUUGCUUGAAAAUAAGCUUGAAAUGUCGACGGUAGACAAAAUGUCCAAAAUGUGCCCUGUGCCUUUUCAACAGACAUAUUCAGACCACUGCUGCACCCAAAAAAAAAAUUGCACAGGGCUGUCGUCCAGUUAUUUUCUCUGCAGGUGUCUGUACGCCCACUUCCCUGUUUUCAAUAUGCCAUAGGCUUACAUGUCUGGCUGGGCCUGUGUACAGUGCAGGGAUGGAGUUUAUCAGUUUGGUAUUACUUUUAGGACUGUUUCCGCCUCAGACAUGAUAUGGUACAGCAGAUACUCCCAGCAGCUGUCUGCAGGAAGGUCAGUGGAUACAGUCCUUCCUUCAUUUGUAAUACCAUCCCUUAGUGGGAGUUGGAAAAUACACACACACACACACAAAUUAUUUUUUCCCUAAAAUCAGUUCCUUCAGAAUAUGUGUAUUUUUCUUUCCUUGCUGGCUGUAAAUAAACUUAGAACAGCUGCUAACUCCUGCCAUUAUGUGGACAUUUUAAUCAGGUAGGUAAUAAGCAAUACACUUAAUUGAUCUAACGCCAUAAACUGAAAUCUGACUCACCGGGUCUGAUGGUGACGGCUUUGCUUUAAAGGGAUGUUGAGGGUAACACUCCUGUUUCUUCACCUCCUUUCUCAACUUGCCAUGGCCCACCUCUUCAACAAAGAGUGCUCUAACUUAAAACACACAAAUUGUGAUGUGUACAAUCUAAUUUAAUGUAUUUAUUUAUGUAUUUUUGCCAACUUUGUAUAGUGUAUAAAUAUCUAUAAAUAUAUAAAAAAUGACAGUACUGUAUAGAUUUUAGCUGCCUGGUAAGGUUAAUAGUAUAUACUUGGUAGACUAAAAGAAAAAGAGUAGAGCUGUUCAAAAGCCAGUCAUUGAGAAAAUGCUUUCUGUAAAACCUGAUGCCACUGGCUCUUUUUAUAAUCUAGGUUUCGUUUCCGGUUUAUUUUUUUAUUAUUGCCAGUGGGAUCCAAAGUGCGUGUUGCUCUUCUUUUCAUCCGUUCCUCUGUUAAUCGGUACGUUUGAUUUUUUGUUUUGUUUUUUUUUACUUGACAAGACACAGCGAGGUUCUGGCAGCCAGGAGAGCGCAGUGGAACGCAGACUGGGACCCUGUGUUGUAGCGUGUGUGUGUGCGUGUGUGCGUGUGUGUGUGUGUUAGGUGUGUGUCCGUCCAUGGUAGUGUUAGUGCUCUCUGUGCAGUGCCGCCCUCCUCCUUCCCUCCUUCCCUCCGCUCUCUCUGAUGUAGUUCGUCAUGUGACGCAGUGUGUGUUAAGGUGCAGGAUGACUGUGUUAGCUGAAGCUGGCAGAUGCCCUCUUCCCUCUCUCUCUGUCUCCUCGUGUCCACUCUGCUCCUUCAUUACGACGCUUCAUUUUAAUCCUCCACCAAGUAUAGAUUUCCACUUCCCCUGUCCGAUUGUUCAUUUACUCUCCCACUCAGCUGGUAAUGCAUACACCAGCAGAGUCUAAUUUCCCAGUAAUCCAUGCUUCCUCAUCUAUCUGUGAUUCUUUGUCCAUUAGCGGCUCUCAUCCGUCUGCCUUCACAUUGCUGGAGAGAACCUUGUUUUUCCUACAGAGCUCUGUGGACCAGAGGAUGAUUUAGCACAAAAAAAAAACGAUCCACGCACCUCAUUCCUACUCAUACCUUCAUGUUUCUUUUUUUUUUUUUUACUUCUUCACGGUGUUGUACUUUUAGCCUCCUCUGUAGUCUCUGAGGAGAAGGGCAGCUGCCAGCUCAGCACACAGAAACACAAAGCAGCCAUAUUCAGAUGUCAAGCAGAGAUCUGUGACUCAAGUCUAUGUUGUGGUGGCUUCAAUGCCGCCGUGUUUGUAGCAAGAGCAAGGGAAUAGCCUUAACGAUUGGACCAACUACACAAAAAGUAGUGGGAUGUGUACAUUUGUAGUGGACUAUUAUUACCUUCCCUUUCCCACACUAGAUUUAUUACUCAGUAUUCCGAUGUGCUGCUUGGUUGCUCUGUACAUAUCUGUGUAGUACUUCUGUUGAUGUCUCUGUAUUAGGAUAGUGACGGGUUCUUACUGGGCGACCUCUGCAGACAUCCUCUCCCUCCCGUCUUGUUUCACUUUCCUCAAAAACUUCAAACAUUCCAUCUUAAUCUCAAAUGAGCAACAUUUUAAAGAUGAUUAGAUUUCAUGUAGGCUGAGGAAAAAAACAGAAGGACUGAACCACAGAUAGAUCCUCUGGAGUCAUGAUAAUAACCGUCUUGUCUGUGUUCACGUCCCCUCUGAGAACCACAAGCAACAGACUCAGCAUAACAACCAUCACACAUGCCUCUCUGCUCCUCCAAACCCGCCCUCACGGCGACCUCACCUGGCUCCGGCAGGUCAGCGGGUCACCGACUGGUUUGAGGAGCCACUGAUCUCCGGGGGGGGGGUGGGGGGUGAUAAGGGUGAGGUAGGUGAGCAGGUGGGAGAGCCCUGGGAGGCAGCAGAGAGGCAUUUUCUGUGGUUCUGGGUCUGGUGGGAAGGGAGCAAGGGCGUCCUCAAGGUCAAACCCAGCAGCACUUUGGUUUUGCGUUCCAUGUUUUUUUAGCCUCUCCUGUUUUUUGGCCAAGCGGACUGUGAUCUUACUGGUUUUCUUGUUCUCCUCCACCCAUCAGUGUUACAGAGUGUGUUGGGUGGUGUGGGAGUCAUGGAGCUGAGCUCUGAUUUUGUUCCAUAUUAAAGAAUCAU
This is a messenger RNA of Scatophagus argus, 15006 nucleotides long. It is a transcript of the gene syt7a, whose product is annotated as synaptotagmin VIIa. Gene Ontology annotation, molecular function: phosphatidylserine binding; clathrin binding; calcium-dependent phospholipid binding. The coding region runs from base 3210 to 4796 and encodes 528 amino acids. The transcript is spliced from 9 exons. Gene Ontology annotation, cellular component: synaptic vesicle; axon; synapse. Gene Ontology annotation, biological process: vesicle fusion; regulation of calcium ion-dependent exocytosis; calcium-ion regulated exocytosis. Lineage: Eukaryota; Metazoa; Chordata; Actinopteri; Scatophagidae. The record is from RefSeq and is a predicted model, not a curated record.